CACCUGCCCGGCGGCAGCAGCCGGCUCCGGCGCCGCGAUUCGCGGGUCCGGGCAGAAAGGCAGUUGGAGCUUCGGUCGUGGGGCGGAAGGAGCUGGAGGGGGCGGCGGCGGCGGCGGUGGUGACGCCGCCCGAGGGCCCGCGUGUUAAAGCUGAGGGCGUCCGGGCGGCGGGAGGCGGGCAGCGGGCAACGCUGCGCGCGCCGGCCCCAGGACGCCGGCAUGGGGUCCCAAGUGCUGCAGCUGCUCCGGCAGGGCGUGUGGGCCGCGCUCACCGGGGGCUGGUACCACGACCCCGAUCAGAGCAAGUUCACCAACAGCUGCCACCUCUACCUGUGGCUGUUCCUGCUGCUGCUGCCCCUGGCCCUGCACCUGGCUUUUCCUCCAAAUGCCAUCACUGUAUUUUUUUACUGCAGUUCAGUGACGAUAUUCUUUACAAUAAUCAAAUUGGUCAGUUACCGCCUGCACCUCAUGUUUGAUGAAGGAGAAUUGAUUCAGCAAAGACCCUCGGGAAAGAAAGAAAAGCCAAAUAAAAACAAAGAGGCCAACAGUGACCACAUAACUGAUCACAAAAAUCCAAGCAAUAAUGGGCAGAUUGACAACAGCAAAAAGGAAGAGGCCAAUCGAACCCUCUCCACACCUCCCCUCCAUGGCAGCUCCAGCUCCAGAGGACAGAGCAUAAACUCUCAUCACUCUUCUGGGCUCCUGGAGCUGCCAGCACAGGAAACAGUGGAAGAUCUUAAAGGUGUCAUCCUCUCAGAUGACCAACCCAUAGCACCAGUGUCAUCUACCUCACCUGGGAUGAAAACGGAAAGCUUACCUGCGUCUAAAGCGCUCAUGCCGGAAACCACGACCACGUCAGCAAUACCAGUGAAACCAGUCGUGGCAGAAACUUGCAUCAGUGAUGAAGGGAAGGAAAGAGGGGGCCAGGGGCAGCCCCCCUCCCGCCACCGAUCUGAGGGUGGCUUGGUGGACAAAGAAGCCUUGAGGAAGGUGCCCUACCUGUCUUUGUCUCAGUACAACUUACUGGAGACAGACGUUUCUUUCCCACCUUGGGGGAGCGAGCAUUCCAUCCUGAUUCCAGAACCUGGGAAUUAUGCCUUCAUCAGGGACCAAUUGCAAAGCCAGUCGCCCCAGGACAGCCUGAGCAGUAGCUGCCCUCAGUGUAACACCGUCAUCGCCAAACCUGGGUGGGACCAGGUUUCCCAGCAGGUGGACCCGCCCUUGAACCAGGAAAUGGACGACUCAGAUAGUGAGGUCGCCGUCACUCUCAUAGACACUUCUCAGCCUGGGGACCCACUGAGUCUGCACGAACCCAUCAAGAUUGUCAUCACGAUGAGCAGUACCCCCAACUCCAUGACAGACUUGGAAAGUUCUCUCCACCUGAAGGGGGUGGGUACCGAGGGAACCAGUUUCAAGUCUGAUGCUGAGGCAGCUCCCCCAGGGACGGCCGGUCCUCCCAGCGCGGAGCAGAUGAGAAUUCCCGUCAUCACCCUCGAGCUGUCUGAGGAUGGAGGAGGAGGCGUGCUGAGUCCGGAAGGCGAUGGAAGUGACAGGACGCCAGAGAGACUGAUGGUGGAGGCGUCCUCCAAUCCGUGUUCUGGCUAUGAAUCUGGGGAGGGGGGCAAUGCCACACAGGACCACAGUCCUUCCCCAAGAGACCGCUGUGCAUCUCCCCCACCCACACUGAACGUGGUCUCUGAAUCUCACGGGGGCGUGGAAGGUCAGGCUAACCUUGACCCAUCAUCUUGUAGAACCAGCCAGGAAAAGAGACACGCCCGGGUCCUCAGUGUAGACAGUGGGACAGAUGUCUUCUUGAGCAAAAGUUCCGCAGAAAUGACUAACGAUAAAGAGCAAACGAUGCCAACUUCCAAAUCUGACCUAGAGGCCAAGGAAGGACAAAUACCAAAUGAAUCCAACUUCCUGGAAUUUGUCUCCCUGUUAGAAUCAAUUAAUACUUCCAAGGUGGUGGUAUCCAACCAAAGGGAUGAGCUGGCAGAGCAGAACAAAGACAGCGGGCUUCCUGGAGACAACGGUUCCCAGGAGAAAAAGGAGGAAAUCCUGGAAAGUGAGAAACCCAGUGGACCCCAUGCCAAGCAAGGAAAACCAGACAUGCCAAGUCAAGAACACACCAGCACCAGCCCCGGGCUCACUGAGCCUGCCAAGAUCACGACCCUUUUCCAGGGCAAUAGACAAAGACAAAUAAUCUACCGGGUAACUUCCCAACAAGAUAGUUCUGUGUUGCAAGUCAUCAGUGGGCCUGAAACAUCUGUGCAAGAUGAGAUGUCUGUGGACGCGAUGCAUGUUUUCAUUGAUGAACAUGGGGAAAUUAAAUCCUGUUAUUUAAAGUCUGGAAAUCAGAAAGAAGACCCUUUCCAGUAUCAACCAUCAAAUUAUGACGGCUUCUCUCAAGCUGGAGACAUACAGAUCAGCUCCUCCAGUACCACGACUUCCGAGAGUCAAGACCCUUCUUCUGGGGACCCUGUGGUCAGUGCCCUGCAACAACAGCUGUUGCUCAUGGUGGCUCGGAGGACCCAGCCGGAAACCGCACGGCAUCUGAGUCAGGAUCUGGAAGACUCAUCCUGUUCUUCCACACAAGGCAAAUUUAACCGAGAGCAGUUUUACAAGUUUAUCAUCUUCCCUGGCAAGUGGAUUAAGGUCUGGUAUGAUCGCCUUACCUUGUUGGCGUUACUUGAUCGAACCGAAGAUGUCAAGGAAAACGUGCUGGCAGUGUUACUCAUUGUACUGGUUUCGCUGCUCGGAUUUCUGACGUUGAACCAAGGCUUUUGCAAAGACACGUGGGCGCUCCUCUUCUGCCUGGUCAUGGCCAGCUGUCAGUACUCCCUGUUAAAGAGCGUUCAGCCCGACCCCGCCUCGCCAGUCCACGGACACAACCAAAUCAUAACAUAUAGCAGACCAAUCUAUUUUUGUGUGCUGUGUGGCCUUAUUUUGCUUCUUGAUAUAGGGGCCAAAGCCAGGCACCCUCCCAAUUACACUGUGUAUGGCCUGAAGCUCUUCUCUCCAGGGUCCCUCCAAGCGGCUAGGGACCUCUUAAUAGUGUUUCUGUAUUGCUUCCCUGCAAUUUCCCUCCUUGGGCUCUUCCCCCAGAUCAACACUUUCUGCAUUUAUCUUUUGGAGCAAAUUGACAUGCUGUUUUUUGGAGGUUCUGCCGUUUCGGGGAUGCUGUCGGCUGUUUACAGUGUGGCCCGGAGUGCGUCCGCCGCGGCCGUGCUGCACGUGUUCUGCUUCAGCGCCGUGAAGGAACCCUGGAGUACACAGCACAUCCCAGCGCUGUUUUCAGCCUUCUGUGGCCUCUUGGUUGCACUCUCCUACCAUCUGAGCAGACAGAGCAGCGACCCCUCUGUGCUCCUGUCAUUUAUUCAGUGCAGAUUGUUUCAUAAAUUUUUACAUCAAAAUCUGGAAGAGUUGGAGGCAGACCCUCUCCCCAGGAAGAUGAAAGAUUCCGUGAAGGAUGUCUUAAAAUCGGACCUCAUCAUCUGCUCGGUGGCUGCUGUUCUGUCCUUCGCGGUCAGUGCCAGCACUGUGUUUCUGUCCUUGCGACCGUUUCUCAGCAUCGUGCUGUUCUCCCUGGCUGGCGCUGUGGGGUUUGUAACCCACUACCUGCUCCCCCAGCUCCGCAAGCAUCACCCGUGGAUGUGGAUUUCACACCCCGUCCUUAAAAACAAAGAAUAUCAGCAACGAGAAGUGAGAGAUGUCGCCCAUUUAAUGUGGUUUGAAAGACUCUAUGUUUGGCUUCAGUGUUUUGAAAAAUACGUCUUGUACCCAGCAAUCAUUUUGAAUGCUCUCACUACUGAUGCAUUUUCAAUAAGCAAUUACCGGAGACUUGGUACCCAGCAUCCAUCUGAAGACUUAAAAACAUCUCUCAAGAUUUCAAGCACCCCACUAGACCAGCUGUUUUCAAACAGGACGGCAGGAGGCCGUAUGGCAGUAUCACCUAGAGACCUGUUUCAAACUGUCUGGGACAUUUUCCUGAUGGUCAUUGCCGGCAUGAAACUGCUGCGGACCUCCUUCUGUAACCCAGUCCACCAGUUCACUCACUUGGGCUUCACCGUGAUCUUUUUCCAUUUCGACUACAAAGACAUCUCAGAGAGUUUCUUACUGGAUUUCUUCAUGGUGUCCAUUUUAUUCAGCAAGCUCGGGGACCUGCUUCACAAGCUCCAGUUCGUCAUGACCUAUGUGGCUCCCUGGCAGAUGGCUUGGGGUUCGUCAUUUCACGUGUUCGCUCAGCUCUUUGCAAUUCCUCAUUCUGCCAUGCUUUUCUUUCAGACGUUUGCCACGUCCAUCUUUUCUACUCCACUGAGCCCAUUUCUCGGGAGUGUCAUUUUUAUCACGUCGUAUGUCAGGCCAGUGAAAUUCUGGGAGAAAAACUACAAUACAAGGCGCAUGGAUAAUUCCAAUACAAGACUGGUGGUCCAAAUCGAAAAGGAUCCAGGGAACAACGGUAACAACCUGAAUUCCAUCUUCUACGAGCACUUGACGAGGGCCCUCCAGGAGUCCCUCUGUGGAGACCUUGUCCUUGGCCGAUGGGGCAACUACAGCUCUGGCGAUUGCUUUAUCUUGGCCUCAGAUUACCUCAAUGCUUUCGUUCACCUGAUUGAAAUUGGCAAUGGUCUUGUCACCUUUCAACUUCGAGGACUGGAAUUCCGAGGAACCUACUGCCAGCAGAGGGAGGUGGAAGCCAUCACGGAGGGUGAUGAGGACGACAGGGGCUGCUGCUGCUGCAAACCGGGUCACCUGCCCCACCUGUUGUCCUGCAAUGCCGCCUUUAACCUCCGCUGGCUCACCUGGGAGAUCACGCGGACGCAGUACAUCCUGGAGGGCUACAGCAUCAUGGACAAUAACGCGGCCACCAUGCUGCAGGUUUUUGACCUCCGGAGGAUCCUCAUCCGAUACUACAUCAAGAGUAUAAUAUACUAUAUGAUGACGUCCCCCAAACUGCUCUCCUGGAUCAAAAAUGAAUCACUUCUGAAGUCCCUGCAGCCCUUUGCCAAGUGGCAUUACAUUGAGCGUGACCUUGCAAUGUUCCACAUGAACAUCGAUGACGACUACGUCCCGUGUCUCCAGGGCAUCACGCGAGCCAGCUACUGCAACGUUUAUCUAGAGUGGAUUCAGUACUGUGCACGGAAGAGGCAAGAGGAGCCCUUGAAGCACCUGGACAGUGAUGAGGACUCUCCCCUGGUGACUCUGUCCUUCGCGCUCUGCAUCCUGGGAAGGAGAGCCCUGGGGACCGCGGCUCACAACAUGGCCAUCAGCCUGGAUUCUUUCCUGUAUGGCCUCCACACCCUCUUCAAAGGUGACUUCAGAAUCACAGCCCGAGAUGAGUGGGUGUUUGCCGACAUGGACCUGCUACACAAAGUUGUUGCCCCAGCUCUCAGGAUGUCCCUGAAGCUGCACCAGGACCAGUUCACUUGCCCCGACGAGUACGAAGACCCCGCGGUCCUCUAUGAGGCCAUCCAGUCCUUUGAAAAGAAAGUGGUCAUUUGCCACGAGGGUGACCCGGCCUGGAGGGGCGCCGUGCUGGCCAACAAGGAGGAGCUACUGACCCUGCGGCACGUGGUGGACGAGGGCACGGACGAAUACAAGGUCAUCAUGCUCCACAGAAGCUUCCUGAGCUUCAAGGUGAUCAAGGUGAACAGAGAAUGUGUCCGCGGCCUUUGGGCGGGGCAGCAGCAAGAGCUCAUCUUCCUCCGCAACCGCAACCCCGAGCGCGGCAGCAUCCAGAACAACAAGCAAGUCCUCCGCAACCUGAUCAAUUCCUCCUGUGACCAGCCCUUGGGCUACCCCAUGUAUGUGUCCCCGCUCACCACAUCCUACCUAGGGACCCACAGGCAGCUGAAGAACGUCUGGCGCGGACCCGUCACCCUGGACAGCGUCAGGGCGUGGUUCCGGACCAAGUGGUUAAGCGUGCGGAAGGACUGCGAUGUUGCCGGCCAGCCGGGCGCAGGCAACAUUGAAGAUGCGGAUGGAGGGGGCGCCCCGCCCGGAGGCGGCAGCAGUGCCCCCAGUGGUGAGAGCCGGGAGAGCAGCUCGGAACAGCCCAGAAAGGAGGGGGCUCGCCACUGGUCACCCCGUGAAGGGCCACGCAGGACAGGCAGGAGGAAAGGCAGGAGUCAGUCCGUCCAGGCCCACAGGGCCUUAAGCCAAACGCCGCCCGUCCUGCGCUCGUCCGGCCCCAUCAUGGACAGCCACCCGCCCUUCCUGCAGACGUCCACGUCGGUGCACGAGCUGGCCCAGCGGCUGUCCGGCAGCCGGCUGUCCCUGUGCACCUCGGCCGCAUCCCUGCACUCCCAGCCCCCGCCCGCCCCCGCCACUGGCCACCUGAGCGUCCGCGAGCGGGCCGAGGCCCUCAUCAGGUCCAGCCUGGGCUCGUCCACCAGCUCCACCCUCAGCUUCCUCUUCGGCAAGAGGAGCUUCUCGAGCGCCCUGGUCAUUUCCGGGCUGUCUGCCGCCGAGGGGGGCAACACCAGUGACACCCAGUCCUCCAGCAGCGUCAACAUCGCCGUGGGCCCCUCGGCCAGGGCCGUCAGCCAGCCCACGCGGCACUUCUCUGAGCCGUGCGAACCCACGGAGGCCGGGGAGCAGGGGCCGCUCGGAGGUCGCUAUGUGGCCGAGAACCUGGGGGUGAUGUGCAGAAGAGCGAGCCAGGAGGACAUGGGCCUGGACGACACGGCCUCCCAGCAGAGCGCCUCUGACGAGCCGUAGCCCAGCUCGGGCCUAGGAGCCACGCCGCUGGGGAGGGACGGAACCCCCACGGCUUCUCCCCUGUGAUCCCCAAACUAGACAGAGCGAAGAAUGCAAGCCAGGACAUCCGUCCCAUGGAAAAUGAGAGCUGUGUACAAAAUAGAAUAACUUGAUCUCAGGUUCUUGAAAAAUAUCUCACGUGAUGAAAAAAAAAAAACUUGACACCAGGCCUCCCUCCCACUCUGGUGCUUGCAGGCCCCAGAGAGGUGGGAUGCGGGAGGCACCCUUUCCAGAACUCGAAAAUUCAAACAAAAGCCAUGUAACAUCUUAAGACACCUCAAGUAGAGCACAUAACUCCUUCCUGCCCUGAUGAAAAUAAGACAGCUGCAUGCUAAACGAUUGGCAUUUUAUACGUCACUGUUACUGUGAAAAAGAAGCAGACAGCGGUGCGUAUCACACCAUCAGCUGGUCCAGUGCGCUGAUGUUCCAUCUACGUAUAGAGAAACAUCUCACUUCUUUAUACUAUUUAUGCAGAUGUUAAGUAAGUCUAAACCAGUGACAGCUUUACUGCAGAAAACGUGAUAGUGCAUGCAGUCACGUUCAACGCAUCCUGUGAGAGGAGCCGACCAUCCCCAGCCACGUGAGUGCAGAAGUCUAGUCGAGGCAGGUCAUGGAGGGCCACCUAGGAAUGAUGCUGGCUGCAGGCACAGUGGCUUCCUGCAAGAAGCCAGGUCCCGUCUCCCCCAGAGCUUUUCUGUGCUUCCCAGGAAUGCACGCUUGUUUCCAAGCCAAGCAAUCCUUACUGUGUCACAGGACACUUGCACAUACCUUUGUUUUUGGAAUUAAAA
Hippopotamus amphibius kiboko is the source of this 7547-nucleotide messenger RNA. RefSeq names its product pecanex 2 (gene PCNX2). Bases 220 to 6720 code for a protein of 2166 amino acids. Gene Ontology annotation, cellular component: membrane. The transcript is spliced from 35 exons. The record is from RefSeq and is a predicted model, not a curated record. Lineage: Eukaryota; Metazoa; Chordata; Mammalia; Artiodactyla; Hippopotamidae.